Molecule: messenger RNA, 1128 nt
Organism: Aureobasidium namibiae CBS 147.97
Lineage: Eukaryota; Fungi; Ascomycota; Dothideomycetes; Dothideales; Saccotheciaceae
Product: DnaJ-domain-containing protein
Exons: 2
Coding region: 1-1128 (375 amino acids)
Biological process (GO): translational initiation
Cellular component (GO): cytosol
Molecular function (GO): protein-folding chaperone binding
Source: RefSeq, a predicted model, not a curated record
AUGGUCGCCGAGACAAAGCUAUACGACUCGCUAGGCAUCGCGCCUACCGCGACCCCCGACGAGAUCAAAAAGGCCUACCGCAAAGCCGCUCUGAAAUACCAUCCCGACAAGAACAAGGACAACCCGCAAGCCUCGGAAAAAUUCAAAGAAGUCUCGCAAGCCUACGAAAUCCUCUCCGAUGUCGACAAACGCAAAACCUAUGACCAAUUCGGUCUCGAAUUCCUGCUAAGAGGUGGUGCCCCUCCGCCGGAUGAUGCAGGCGGUGCUGGCGGCUUUGGAGGCAUGCCUGGUGGAUUUGGAGGUUUCCCUGGCGGUGCAGCGGGAGGUCCCGGAGGUACCAAGUUCCACUUUUCGACGAGUGGUGGUGGUAUGCCUGGUGGUUUCUCCUUCAGCAACCCCGAGAGCAUCUUCUCCGAGUUCCUCAGAGGUGGUGGCGGUGCUGGUAUGGGCGGUGGAAUGGGAGGAGACGAAGACGACUUCUUCUCUUCCUUCGGUGCCAUGCCCGGCGGAUUUGGUGGACGCCCCGGAGCAGGUGCUCGUGCCCGUCCUAGCAUGAAUGGCGGCAUGCCCAGCAGACGCCAACAGACUCCCGAAGUCACCGUUGUCGAGAAGCCAUUGCCAGUCGCCCUCGAAGAUUUGUUCACCGGCUGCACAAAGAAACUGAAGAUCAAGAGAAAGACAUUCGACAACCAGACCAACAAACAGUCGGUGGAAGAUCGCAUUCUUGAGGUUCCGAUUAAGAAGGGUCUCAAGCCUGGCAGCAAGAUCAAGUUUGCUGGAGUGGGAGAUCAGGUCGAGGGAGGUGUCCAAGACAUGCACUUCAUCAUCGAAGAGAAAGAACACCCACUAUACAAACGCGAAGGCGACGACAUCAUCCACAACGUCGAAAUCACACUGAAAGAGGCCCUGACCGGCUGGUCAAGAACCGUAAAGACCAUCGACGGUAAACAAAUUGGUGUCAGCUCUGGCGGCCCUACACCACCAACCUUCAGAGACCGCUACCCCAACCUAGGCAUGCCCAAGAGCAAGAAGCCAGAUGAACGAGGCGAUUUCAUCGUCGGUGUCAAGAUCCAAUUCCCUGCAAGUUUGACACCUGCACAGAAGAACCAGCUCAAGGAGAUUCUGUGA